Molecule: messenger RNA, 2993 nt
Organism: Exaiptasia diaphana
Lineage: Eukaryota; Metazoa; Cnidaria; Anthozoa; Actiniaria; Aiptasiidae
Product: histone H3.v1
Exons: 2
Coding region: 1-2265 (754 amino acids)
Source: RefSeq, a predicted model, not a curated record
AUGAAAGUUCGAGCUGACGUCCACCACGAGCCAAUUGAAAGGAUCCUACCGCUCACAUCCGAGAAUUUAAAGAAAUUUGAAAGGCAGUUUAAAAGCAGCGAAAGUCUUAAUUCACGACGUAYAAUCCCGGAAAGAACUGCUGCCGAUGGAAAAAGCGCUGAGAACUCAGUYURCUCYYCUCACGAAGUUGAUCGACUAAAAAAACUUGAACAAACGAAUCCCCAAACCAAAACUCACGACUACAGCCGAUCGCUUUAUCGACCAGUCAGAGAUCCAUUCCGAAAGAAUCCCGAAGGGCGAAGUCAGAAUGGAAGCGCCGCCUUGCCGUAUUCGACUGCGACUAAAAUAUWUUACGACGAAGAAGAUGACAGAAUACCMUAUGAGGACCCAGAUCACGUGGUUCAGUCGUGGUCACGUGCUACUGAUAAGUUCGUUCAAGAGCGUUUUCAAUACGAAAGCAGUAGUUAUUCUUCAAGCACUAUUUCUGUAGUUAAAACAAAACUGAGACCUAAAAGACAGACUCCGUCCGAUGGAUCCGUUCCAUCUAGCACGAGUGCAAGCAGUAGUGAAAAUGAUUUGUUUGACGAUUAUGAUGAUGAUGAUGAAGAUACUUCAAGUGAAGAUCAUACCACAACUAUCACUAAAAAUGCUUCAACGACAUUCUAUACUCGUAGCACUAGUAGUGUAAGUUCUAUUAGCAGCAUCCCCACUAUUCCUUCACCAGACAGCUCAACCGUCGAGCCAGAAACACAAUCGAUAAAACCUACAGAACCCACAGAAGYUCAAGAAGAGAAAGGAGAAGAGGUUGUCAAUAAAAUUUCUGAUGAAAUUGCACCUCCAUUAAUCGACAUAAAUCCAUCUCGCCCGCUAAGUAACUCCAGUUUGUCAUCGGACAGUUCGAUAAGUUUAGGUAACUUUGUCUCCAGCCAGUUCGAAUGUACUAGUAGGAAAGACAGCGUUACUACCCAAGCACUUAGUAGGGAAUCAUACGUAACAAUACGUAACUGGACGCGCUGGGGCGCACGCUCUAAAGGAGGCUAUAGUAUAACAGACAAAAUAGUUCCAUUCCAUCGACGGAAUAAAUCGAUACGAAUUUCAAGGUCYUCUCACUCAACAAUUUCGUCGAGUAGCAGCGAGAGUAGCACUAGCCAAUCAGACUCCACUGUUACUGCUGUCCGCUSUGCUUCUAGUCAUCUUUCAUUAACUGCAAGGACCCCAACAUUGAAAGAUUCUUCCGAAGAAGACGGAAACAAACAAGAAAGCGAAGAAGAAAGCGAAGAAGAAAGCGAAGAAGAAAGUGAAGAAGAAAGCGAUGAAGAAAGCGAUGAAGAAAGUGACGAUGAAAGUGAUGAAGAAAACAAAAUACGAGAAGAAAGCGAAGAAGAAAGCGAAGGUGAAAGCGAAGACGAAAGCGAAGAAACUUCUGACGAAGAUUCUGAAGACUAUUUUAAUGAAAGUUCUAAAGACGACGCAUCAGAAAUUGCGUCUAUAGGUGCAGCUCCAACAAGCGAAAAGCCUCGUCCUGUUGCUUUAGUAGAAACAAGACAGCAAUCGAGUCAAGUAAGCGAGCAAAAUAAUCAAUUAAGUCCGCUGCAGAGUAAAUCUAGAGACCAAGACAUAACAAGUAGAUUUAGAGUUAGAAAGACAAAAAUACGAGAAACAGAGAACGAUGUUGAAGGAGUCGAUUUUAAAAACAGAACUAAAAAGAUCCCUAAACUACGAAACAGGCCUCCAAGACCUAAAGGAGGUCUGGGUAAACUAGUGCUUAUUGAAGACAUUCGACACAGCCACGAAAGAAAAAGAAGGAGAAGAGGCAAAAAUACAGAGGAAAUAUUCACCGUAGAACAAGAAGAUGCAAAGUGCACGUACACGUCAUUAAGUUACACACCGCCAUUACAUAGGAAGCCCAAGUUAUCUAAACCACUUCCUAAACCGAAGUCAUCCCUCUCCACGAGCACUGACUCGAGUUCAGUAUCCCGCACCUCGAGCGCAUUAUCACGAGACUCGUUCCCAGGGAGACGGAGAAAGACUGUUUUGAAGCCCUUGAAUGUGAACGAUUCGGGUUUUGUUACGGACUGUACUCCGUCCAGCUGUGACAGCAUCCGACCGACUGACACGCCAUUUACACCGGUUUCGAGAAAGAUUUCAGGUCUUAGCCUGCGGUCUCUUAUUGUCUCUGAUGACAGCGGCUGUUCCAGUUAUUAUAGAGAAAGUGAUUCAUGUUUGAGUCGMUCAUCGUCAAGCUGCAUUUCGUCAGGUAUUUGAUCUUCUUCACCAGWUCCCUUCYCCAUCUUGAAAGAUUACCCUGUGCCUGUGCACUCAUAGAAACCUUCUUUCACACCUACAGACAAUUAUUCACAGGUAUCUAUCAUUGCAUUGCACAACGGUCGUCUCGUCACGAGUUUUGUUGCAAAAGGCACGACUAACUUUCAAGAUGGUACGUGAACCGUGAWGGUGACUUUUUCUGGCUAUUAAAAGUGAUCAAUUGAUUAAUCAAUGAUCAAUCAAUCAGCCAAUCAAUCAAUCAGUAUAUAAAGUUGUCGGUUGGAUUAAAAUAUAUUUUAUGAUAAAAUACAAAAAUCAAUCAAGUUAAUGGAUCGGCAGAUCGAUGGUGGGAUAAAUAAUMAAUUAGAAAACUGAACAAACAGAUUAAUGAAAGGAAAAAACGAAUUGAUGUUUGCUCAUAAUGUCAUUAUGAUGAUGAAUAAAAAUCAUUAAUGUUAAAAUGUUUUCGUACGUAGGAACAAAACUGAAUAUUUAUAAAAUUCAUUAAGCAAAUUCUACCAUUUAUCAAGGAAAAAACGUCAUUGGACCAUUUUGAGAAUUCAUUUAAGCACGUCGUUGUAUUGUCCAAUUAUAUUAGACCUAAAAAUCGAUUCAAGCACCAAUCAACGAUAAAACAAAGAAUCAACCCCAUUUAAAACACUUUAUCAAAUUCAGUAGAUCGUAAUUAUCGCUUCUUAAUGUACAGUAUAGRAAUGGCUUUUCCAAUU